GUGUAUCACGUGACGCCCGCGCUUGUUGCCCUGGAAUCAGCUGAUCCUUUCAGGGACGUUUCAUUGCCAGAACACCGAGACGGGUCUCGAGCUUAAAACCUUCUCGCGUUCUGCGUUUUUAAGACGGUGAAAUCCCCGCACAGACAGACAGACAGACAGACAGACAGCAGUCAUGGCGCUGAGCGACGCGGACGUCCAGAAGCAGAUUAAGCACAUGAUGGCUUUCAUUGAGCAGGAAGCCAAUGAAAAAGCAGAGGAAAUUGAUGCCAAGGCGGAAGAAGAGUUUAACAUUGAGAAGGGUCGCCUAGUGCAGACUCAGAGGCUAAAGAUCAUGGAAUACUAUGAAAAAAAGGAAAAACAAAUUGAACAGCAGAAGAAAAUUCAGAUGUCGAACCUGAUGAAUCAGGCCAGGUUGAAGGUGCUGAAGGCUCGGGAUGACAUGAUCUCGGACAUGCUAAACGACGCACGUCGCCGACUUGCUAAUGUAGCCAGAGAUCCGACCCGGUACUCGGUGCUGAUGGACGGACUGGUGCUUCAGGGAUUUUAUCAGCUACUCGAACCCAAAGUGACGAUCCGAUGCCGUAAGCAGGACUUGCCCUUGGUGCAGGCUGCUGUGCAGAAAAACAUCCCCAUCUACAAAGCAGCUGUAAAGAACAACCUUGAAGUGCGGAUUGACCAAGACAACUUCCUUCCAGCUGAUACCUCGGGUGGAAUUGAGAUUUAUAACUCGGACGGUAAGAUUAAGGUGUCUAACACUCUGGAGAGCAGGCUGGAGCUUCUGGCACAGCAGAUGAUGCCUGAAAUCCGAGUUGCCCUGUUUGGUGCUAAUCAGAACCGCAAAUUCAUGGAUUAAUCACUCAUCAUCUCCAUGAGCAUUCAGGACCAUAAAGGGGGGGGGGGGGGGGGUUCCCACUUAGAUUAAAAACAGAGUGACGUCAUGUGACUAAGUAAUAUUUAACUUAUGAAUUGUAUGUAUAUGUUUGGUGUAUUUUGUGAUUCAUUGUGAACUCUACACUUCCUAUGUUUACAAGUAAGUCUGAACACUUGCACUCGAGACUCGAAUUCAAGUCUUACUGAUAAGUGGACGUUCGCCAAUUUCAGUUUGCUUUAUAGUAGACAUUACGACAUUACAGUGUUUGCUUUUGUAGGAUGUUUACCUUUUUCCCCUGUUGUCCCUUGUUGUGCAGAUCAUGUGCUGUAUAAAAAAAACUUUGUUCAAAUACUGAGAUUACAUGAAUGUUCAAGUAAUAUAAGGAAAUAAAGAAGUAUUUAAUGUC
This is a messenger RNA of Clarias gariepinus (North African catfish), 1277 nucleotides long. It is a transcript of the gene atp6v1e1b, whose product is annotated as ATPase H+ transporting V1 subunit E1b. Gene Ontology annotation, biological process: proton transmembrane transport. The record is from RefSeq and is a predicted model, not a curated record. The transcript has 9 exons. NCBI's taxonomy places the organism in Eukaryota, Metazoa, Chordata, Actinopteri, Siluriformes, Clariidae. Gene Ontology annotation, molecular function: proton-transporting ATPase activity, rotational mechanism. Gene Ontology annotation, cellular component: proton-transporting two-sector ATPase complex, catalytic domain. The coding region runs from base 173 to 853 and encodes 226 amino acids.